This is a messenger RNA of Ailuropoda melanoleuca (giant panda), 6973 nucleotides long. It is a transcript of the gene HORMAD1, whose product is annotated as HORMA domain containing 1. The record is from RefSeq and is a predicted model, not a curated record. Bases 5381 to 6355 code for a protein of 324 amino acids. NCBI's taxonomy places the organism in Eukaryota, Metazoa, Chordata, Mammalia, Carnivora, Ursidae. The transcript has 13 exons.
AAAAGAAAAACGAAAAAGGCACAGCAAUGCAAAAACAUUUUAAAAAAUGCAAAAAUAUGGUACUAAGUAGGCCACGAAAAGGACACUUGUUUACAAUAUGAGAGCUGAAACAAGAAGGGAACAUCAUCUUGUUCAACCUCGGCUGGGAAUGUGUAUGUAGAAAGAUGCUAAUUUUUUUUUGCCACUCUGCACAUGUCUGCAAAUGAAUUCAAAAGCACCAUAUUGAAUUGCUCUUUUUUUAAAAAUUUAGUCUCCAUUUAUUUGACAGAUUGGCACCUUGUAAAUAAGUCACUUUUCAUAACUGGGCUGUCAGAACUACAACUUGGGCUCACAUAAAUGGCUGCUCUAAUAGUUACCUACUGGCAUUUUCUUUCUGCUCAGAUAUGUGCUGGCUUAUUAGCCCAGAACUCUAGUGUGUCCUCAUGAUAUUGGGGGAUUCCAUGUAGUCCAGUAGAAGAGCUCCAUUCCAUGGAUUUACUUUCUUGUGGUUUCCUUGAAUUGCUUUUUCAUUUGGAGAAUACAAAUUAAUUUUAGUAACUGGGCAAAUUCACUUUAAUGAAGUCUGUGAAUAAUGAAGAUUGACUAUAUAAAACAGUGAAAAAUUUCUAUCCCACUCCUUUCACCUAAAGGUUUAGAUCCCUCCUCCUCAGAAGUAAUCACUAUUAUGAGUUUCUUGUCUAUCUUUCUAGAAUUUAUUAUGCAUAUACAGGCAACUUAAACAUACAUGUAUGUUACUUUUUUAUCAUUAAUUUUGAAGGGAUCCAGACUAUGCCCCAGUGGCAUAAGGAUUAUUUUGAACUGAAGAAAUUUGAAAAUCCAUGACUGUAGGAAAAGGCUUUUUUUCCAUUCUUUUUAUUUUCUUAAAAGCAAAGCUUCCCCCCAAAAUUCAACUGUCCUGAAUCCCCUCCCAAGGAGUUUUACAACAGGGGACGAUUAACUCAUUACCAAAGACAAGAAGUCAGCACAAGUCAGCACCUGAAUAAGAAAUCACCUAAAGAGACACUGUCAUAUAUCCCACCUAUUCUCCUGAGGGCCCAUUCAUUUUUCCUGCAAGUCAUAUGUUCUGUCAUAAGUUCCCCUCUGCUCCUCCCCAUCCCCUAUUAAGAUGGCAUGUAAACUACAAAAUCUAACCACAUCCUUGAGUCACAUUUCUUUGUGAACUCCUGUGCAUAUAUACAUACUUAAAUUUGUUUUUCCCUCUUGCUAAUCCGUCUGUUGUUCAUUUAAAUUGCAGGUCCCCAAGUACAAAAUUGAAAAGGAUACAGGAAAAGAUUUUCCUCCCCAACAAAUUCAAACAGCAAAUGAUAAAUUGUACAAAAACUGAUCCAUAGUAUAUAGAUAUGUGUAUUUGCGCAGUACUUGUGUAAUAUAACCAAGAAUUUAUGAAUUUCUAGACAGCAAAAAUGUUACGUUCUCUACAGUAAGUACCUAGUAGCUGUUAUCAAACAAUUCAGAGGCAUAUUCAAAAUGGUACUGUGAUUAACACUAUGCAUAACUGAAGGUUGGUUGUUUUAUAGUGAGUAUGUGUAAAAACGUAACAUCCCAUUCUCCUAACCAAUUUUUUUUGAAGAUUUUAUUUAUUUAUUUGUCAGAGAAAGAGAGAGAGCACAAGCAAGGGGGGUGGUAGGCAGAGGGAAAAGCUCAGCAAGGCAGGCAGAAGGAGAAGCUGAGCAAGGAGCCUGAUACUGGACUCGAUCCCAGGACUCUGGGAUCAUGACCCGAGCCAACGGCAGAUGCUUAACUGACUGAGCCACCCAGGGCACCCUUAACCAAUUAUUUUUUAAAUCAAUAAUACUUUUAAAUCAAUGAUAAUUCUUUUAGCUGUUUCUUUUAGUAUUUAACUUCAGGUUUCUAAUGUAAUUGUAUUGCUCUUUUUAAUGUUAUCUACUUACUAUUAUGGUAAUCGAUGUUUUAGAGGUCUCGUAUCAACAUCACCAGUUUCUCCACUCUCAUUCUCAAAAUACGGCCAGUGAUAUAGUUAGUUAAAUCAGUAGUUACUGAUUGUAUUGAAGGAGUUCAGAACACAGCACCCAAUGGGGCGCCUGGGUGGCACAGCGGUUAGGCGUCUGCCUUCGGCUCAGGGCGUGAUCUCGGCGUUGUGGGAUCAAGCCCCACAUCAGGCUCCUCUGCUGUGAGCCUGCUUCUUCCUCUCCCACUCCCCCUGCUUGUGUUCCCUCUCUCGCUGGCUGUCUCUAUCUCUGUCAAAUAAAUAAAUAAAAUCUUAAAAAAAACACACACACACACACAGCACCCAAAAACAUGCUGCUCUGGCAUACUGACUAUUUUGAGUUAAAAGCCCUUGAAAAAUAGCAGCUGCAAGAAGGACACUCUGAAUAUCCUUCCUUUUCUUGAAAGCAGGAGAUAAAAUGCCCAUGUGAAAGAUAUCCUCCCUAUAUUAGAAGGAAAGAGAAUUUCUUGUCACCAAGGGCAUGAGGUCGAGGCCAAGAUAAAUCUAUCAAACCUUGUUAACCUAACCCCUAUCUUUCUAGUCACUUCACUCAUAUAACUGUUCCAGCCCAAGCCCCUUUGCCUGGUCACAUUUUCACAAUUCACUAUUCUUUGUCCAACUCAGUAUAUAAGCAUUCAACUCUGUUUCCUUGGGCCUUAACUUUUCUUGUGAAGACUCCCAGGCGCAUGUAAAGAAGAUAUAAUUAAAAUUUGUAUAUAUUUUCCUGUUACUCUGUUUUCUGUCAGUUAAAUUCAUAGGUCCAGCCAGAGACCCUAAGAAAGUAGAGGAGAAAUUAUUCAUCCCCUACAGCAUUAUUUUGAUUCUGUGAUUCAAGAUGAGCUAUUUACUUUUUUUUCUCUAUGGUUGUCAAUAACUCAACAGGUAAAUUUAAUAUGAAGCACCAAAUCAUAAACCUGACGCGUCCAUUAUUGUGGUGUCCUGGCUCUCCCUCUGGCAGGGCUGAAAUUGGUUGUGGUCUCAGGAAACCAAGUUUACCUGAAUCAGUUUUCUCAUCUCUAAAAUAGGAGAAAUGCUUGUGUUUUCCUCCUAAGACAAAGGUCUUAAAAGAAGCAAAGUAGGAGUAAGAUAGAAGAAUAAAAUAGUGAAUUUUGAAAGCCCCUUGUAAACUUCAAGCGUGAGAGAACUAUAAAGCAAAAUAAUCAUGAGACCAGGGGAUUUUCACAAUUUUUGACUGAAAACAAGGUUCUAGACUUCAUUCCUCUCCUGACUCUGGGCAAAUCUUUUCAUACUGGGGUGGCUGUUUCCUAACUGGUGAUGCAGACAUAUCAAAGUUAAUGAACAAUUAUGAUAUGUUUACACUGCUAACACAAUUUAUUCGGAUAUAUAACAAUUUGUAAACAGCUUGUACUCUUUAGCAAUCUCCAACUACCGACCAGCUCUGGUUUUAUUAUUGUUUCUAAAUGAGACAGUAACUACCCUCGAAGCUAUCCACUGUCCCCACAGACAGCAUAGCAGAAAUACCUAAGCAGGAGACUGCCAGAGCACCUGGUUUCCCGAAGACACGAGACUAGGGUGGGAAUGCAAUGCGUCUGUGGCAGAUCCACUAACAAAAUCGAGUUAGAAAACAAUCAGAAAUUAACAAGAUUAAACGGCGGUUGAGAAUACUUUCGUCACUGUAGGAAAGCUAAGUAUUUCGGGAAGGCUUGGCACAUGCAAUUACUUAACCUUAAUCUGCUGGCAAACUGGCAUUUCUCUGGCUGAGAGUGGCUCUUCAGCCUGUCGUGAUUCCCAGAGAGCCUUGCGCGGCUCUUGGCGGGAAAGCAACUGGAGGUCACAAGGUUGCGGUGGCGCCUCUGCGGGCGACCGUUGAAGGAAGACGCCUGCGCAUCAGGCGAAGCGCGUGCAGCGUAGUGCGGGGUGCAGGUUUCGUGGUCGCUGGCGCCAGCCCUCAGACGUUCCGUAAUGUAUAUGUUUGUUUGUUUGUUUGUUUUCUUUCGUGUUCGUUUUUGUUGUUGGCUUUUUAAUUUCUUUUUCUAACACCUCCCAGCUACUUUUAAGUUACUUAAAGACUUAAUGGUGAAACAUACGCGGGAAAAUGUGGACCUACUUGUUUUUCACAAGAGGUUCUUGAGACGAGGGUAACUAUGGCAUCUGGUCCAGCCUUCGUCAGGAUCGAUUAAAACAGUAAAUCGUCUCUUCUGGGACCUCUUCCAGUUGAAUUGUCUGACUAAGAAAAGUGAAACUGGGGACCAAAAAAAUGGAAACUUACAUGAAAAUAUCAGUUUUAAUUGAGAAAUCAGAAUCAGCCAAAAUCUGGAAUAUUUUCUGUUCCUCUUUUGUGCUUGUUCCACAGAGUAGGACAAUAUGUUAUUAUAUCGAGAGCCAUGCUGAAGUUCGGGGAGGAAACGUUACCUGAUUCAGUCAUUUUGAAACUACAAACUUAAAACAAAAAUUUAAAGAUUUUUUCUUUUCUUUUUUUUUUUUUUUUGAAGAUUUUUAUUAUUCAUUUGAGAGAGAGAGAGAGAGCACCAGAGAGAGCGCGAGAGCUCGCACAUGAGAGCGCGAGCAGGGGGGAGGGACAGCGGGGAAAUGAGAAGCAGACUCCCCACUGAGCAGGAGCCAGAGGAGCGGCUCCCCAGGAUCAGGACCCGAGCCUGAGCUGAAGGAAGACGCUUAACGGACUGAGCUGCCCAGGCGCCCCCACAGUUGUUGUUAUUGUUGUUUUAGGUAUACGUAUACAAAAGAUUUUUAUUGUAAGAAAUUAGUGACACAAUUAAAAGUUCCAAGAUCUGUAGUCAGCAAGCUGGAGACCCAAGAAAGAGUCGAAGUUUCGGUUUGAGUCCAAAGGCAGGAGAAGACCGAUGUCGCAGCAUAACAACCAGCCAGGAGCGGUUCCUUCUUGCUCAGAGUAGGCUUUGUGUUUCAUUCAGGUCUUCAGUCAGUUGAAGCCUGUUCACACUAGGGAGAAGGAUCUGCUUUCCUCUGUCCAGCAACUCAAAUGUUCAUCUCAUCCACAACACCUUCAGACACAUCCAGAACAAAAAUUUUAAGAUUAUUUUAAAGAGUUUGGCAGGGGCAGUUUUCAUACCUAAUACCUACCUAACUGUAGCAAUGUAGUCAAUGCUUGAAUACUGUGAUUUAUUUAUUAAUGUAAAAUUUAUUUACAUGAAAUUAUUCACAAAAUUUGUUUUCAUUUAUUUACAUAAAGUUCUUUCUGACUUUACAUGUAAUAAACUAGAAAAUUAGGGAUAAAAAUAAGAUCUGAAGUUAAAGCUUGUAUUUGUGUCACAAGGUUGAAUUGAAGAAAAGACUUUAUCAGAAGAUGGCCACUGCACAAUUGCGAAGAACUUCCAUGAGUGCAUUGGUGUUUCCCAAUAAGAUAUCAACAGAACAACAGUCCUUAGUAUUAGUGAAGAGGCUCCUAGCAGUUUCAGUAUCCUGCAUCACAUAUUUGAGAGGAAUAUUUCCGGAAUGUGCUUAUGGAACAAGAUACCUAGAUGGAUGCUAGGAUGCUAUGAUGCUUUACAAAAAAAAUACCUAAGGAUGGUUGUUCUAGCUGUAUACACCAAUCCAGAAGACCCUCAGGCGAUUUCAGAAUGUUACCAAUUUAAAUUCAAGUAUACUAAUAACGGACCAAUCAUGGACUUCAUAAGUAAAAACCAAAGCAGUGAAUCUAGUAUGUCAUCUGCUGACACCAAGAAAGCAAGUAUUCUCCUCAUUCGCAAGAUUUAUAUUCUAAUGCAAAAUCUGGGACCUUUACCUAAUGAUGUUUGUUUGACCAUGAAACUUUUUUACUACGAUGAAGUUACACCUCCAGAUUACCAGCCUCCUGGUUUUAAGGAUGGUGAUUGUGAAGGAGUGAUAUUUGAAGGGGAGCCUAUGUACUUAAAUGUGGGAGAAGUCCCAACACCUUUUCACACCUUCAAAGUAAAAGUGACUACUGAGAGAGAACGAAUGGAAAAUAUUGAUUCAGCUAUAUUAUCACCAAAACAAUUAAAAACACCACUUCAAACAAUUCUCGUGGACACAGAUGACGUAGAAGAAGAACAGGAGCACUACACAAGUGAUGAUUUUGACAUUGAAACUAAAAUGGAAGAGCAGAAAAAACACCCUGGAUCUUCUGAACUUGGAGAACCAAGUUUAGUUUGUGAGGAAGAUGAAAUUAUGAGGUCUAAAGAAAGUCUAGAUCUUUCAAUUUCUCAUUCUCAGGUUGAACAGUUAGUCAGUAAAACAUAUGAACUUGAUGUGUCUGAAAGCAAAACAAGAAGUGGAAAAAUCUUUCAGAAUAAAAUGGCUAAUGGAAAUCAGCCAGUAAAAUCUUCUAAAGAAAAUCGGAAGAGAAGUCAGCUCGAACCUGGGAAAACAGUCCUUCAUCACUUUGAUUCUUCUAGUCAAGAGUCAGUGCCAAAAAGAAGAAAGUUUAGUGAACCAAAGGAGCAUAUAUAAAAAUUAUUUUUUCUUCUGCAUGUUGGCGAAGUUCUCAACGUGUAAACUACAAGACACUGUAUUACUAUUUUAACGUGUAUUUGCCCUACCUGUGAAAAUUUAUAUGUAGGCUUAAGCAGUUAGUACACUAAAAUGAAUUUUUAGCUGUCAUAUUGUGAUCCUUUAUCUUAUCUGAGACAAUGCAAGAGAACUUUUGAAUAAAACCAAAAGUACCAGUGUCAUAAUUGAUUUUGUUCAUUAUCUACUCAAUAUUGAUCUAUCUUCCAUAUUGGUGGAUACUUCCUUUAAACAUAUAUUAACUUUUAAGGCCCUCUAGAGCCAAUUUUAAAAAAAUAAUGUUUAUUUUGUUAUUAAAUUUUGGUAGGAGUUUACUUUUUACUUAUGUUAAAACUAUAACACUUAACUGGCUGUUUGUCCCUGUGUCAUUAAAACAAUGUUCUCCGGUAGUUUGAUAGAGUGUCUUAACAUGGUAAUAUAUAACAUACCAUUAAAAAUUGGUUCUUUAUCUUUUUUAACUUUUUUUUUUUUUUUUUUACUUCAAGGCAAAAUGAGGACUGAUUUUUAAGGUCUGGCAUUUUGAGCAGCAUAAAUAAAAUAUUGUUCCGCAUCUAGACUCUU